Messenger RNA from Hyaena hyaena (striped hyena), 1361 nucleotides. RefSeq names its product NSL1 component of MIS12 kinetochore complex (gene NSL1). Gene Ontology annotation, cellular component: MIS12/MIND type complex; kinetochore. The transcript has 6 exons. Gene Ontology annotation, biological process: mitotic sister chromatid segregation. The record is from RefSeq and is a predicted model, not a curated record. The coding region runs from base 10 to 855 and encodes 281 amino acids. Lineage: Eukaryota; Metazoa; Chordata; Mammalia; Carnivora; Hyaenidae.
ACAGGGAAGAUGGCGGGCGCUCCUCUGUUGGUGGUCCCUUCUCCUCCGAGCGACGUGGAGACAGUGGUCGGGGCGGACGACCGGGCGUCGGUCGCCGCCACUUCUCGAGAGGACUUCCGGGUGCGCUGCACCUCGAAGCGGGCCGUGACGGAAAUGCUAGAACUGUGCGGCCGCUUUGUGGAAAAGCUCGGGGAAGCGCUGCCAGAGGAGAUUCGGGAGCCUGCGCUGCGAGAUGUGCAGUGGACUUUUGAAUCAGCUGUGCAAGAGAAUGUCAGCAUUAACGGGCAAGCAUGGCAGGAAGCUUCAGAUAGUUUUUUGGAUUCUGAUAUCAAAGUACUUGAAGAUCAGUUUGAUGAAAUCAUAGUAGACAUAGCCACAAAGCGUAAGCAGUAUCCCAGGAAGAUCCUUGAAUGUGUCAUCAAAACCAUAAAAGCAAAACAAGAAAUUCUGAAGCAGUACCACCCUGUUGUACAUCCAUUGGACCUAAAGUAUGACUCUGAUCCAGCCUCUCGUGUGGAAAAUUUGAAAUGCAGAGGAGAAACAAUAGCUAAAGAAAUCAGUGAAGCCAUGAAGUCCUUGCCUGCAUUAAUUGAACAAGGAGAUGGAUUUUCCCAAGUUUUAAAGAUGCAGCCUAUUAUCCAGCUCCAGAGAGUCCACCAAGAAGUCUUUUCCAGUUGUUACAGACAACCAGAUGUUAAACCUGAGAGCUUUAUUACACAAAUAGAAACCACACCAACAGAGACUUCUACUCGGAAAGCCACGGACCUUGUACUGAAAAGAAGACAAACUAAAGACUGUCCCCAGAGAAAAUGGUAUCCAUUGCGGCCAAAGCGAAUUAAUCUUGACACCUCUUGACAGCUCUUUCUGUUUAUCUUGGGAGUUGAAAUUCAGCACUAUCAACAUUUAGAUUACAGCCUAAUACCUGGACAGGACUUCAUUUAAAAAGACAGAUAACUCAAAAAAAAAAAAAAAAGACAGAUAACUCUUUAACUAGUGAUUCCUUUAUACAAAUACAGUAGCUCUAUGCUGAGAUAUAAUGCAAUCAUUGUGUUUCCUUAUCAUUUUGUCUUUAGUGAUGAAAAGCAUAUUUUUUGCAUAUUGGCACAGAGAGAUCAGGGGGUAUGAAGAGUGCAAACUUUUACUGACUGCUCUUAAAUGUCAUCAGCUCUUGGCUGCCUUACAGCUUCUGUGGAUGAUCACGAGUAACACAUUCUGUUGAGUUUCUGAUAUACAUCUUUCUUUUAAAAAGAGCAGUGUAACAGUUGUCUUUAUUUAAGUGCUAAAAGUAAUCCUCUGUUCCCUUUAGGAGCCAGGAGCAGAUGCAGUAGGUUUUUUUGUUUUGUUUUCUUUUUUUUUUUUCA